Messenger RNA from Vicia villosa (hairy vetch), 1848 nucleotides. RefSeq lists its product as uncharacterized. The record is from RefSeq and is a predicted model, not a curated record. The transcript is spliced from 4 exons. Bases 1 to 1848 code for a protein of 615 amino acids. NCBI's taxonomy places the organism in Eukaryota, Viridiplantae, Streptophyta, Magnoliopsida, Fabales, Fabaceae.
AUGCGGAGUCCACCGAGAAAAUUAUCUGGAUAUGAAGUUUUUGAACAAGUUAAAGAUCUUGAGGUCAUCUUUGGUAAAAAGCCAGUGAAAGAAAAAUCGGUAAAAAGAACACGUGAGGGACAACCUAUAGAAGGUGAUAGUACACAUUGUGAUCCUACCCAAGGUCAUCCUCAACAAUGGAAAAAGAAAAGCAUAUUUUUUGAACUUCCGUAUUGGAAGGAUAAUCUUCUACGCCAUAAUCUUGAUCCGAUGCAUAUUGAGAAAAAUGUGUGCGAUAAUGUCCUAUUUACUUUACUAAAUGAUAGAAAAAAGAGUAAAGACCAUUAUAAAGCUAGAGAAGACCUUCAAAAUAUGGGCAUAAGACCUGAUCUUUGGCCAGAUGAAAAUGGUAGAAUUUCUCCGGCAACUUUUAGUUUAACGGGUAAAGAUAAAAGGAAUUUUUUAACAACUUUAAGGAAUAUUAAGGUGCCUGAUGGUUAUUCAAGCAACAUUUCUAGAUGCAUUAACUUAGUAAAUCUCAAGGUGAAUGGAAUGAUGAAGAGUCAUGAUUGUCAUAUAUUAAUGGAACAACUUCUACCAUUAGACAUUCGUACAACAUUACGUUAUGAGAUUUCAUCAGUUUUGAUUGAGUUGUGCUCAUUCUUUAGACAAUUAUGUGCUAAGGUAUUGAAUCUUGAAGACUUGGAAAAAUUGCAAAACCAAAUAUUCCUCACUUUAUGCCACAUGGAAAUGUUAUUUCCUCCCUCGUUCUUCACGGUUAUGGUUCACUUGGUUGUUCACCUUGUUGAAGAAGUUAAACUUGGAGGUCCUGUUCAUUAUCGAUGGAUGUAUCCUGUUGAAAGGUACUUGGGAAAACUUAAAUCAUAUAUACGUAAUAAGGCAAAACCAGAAGGGUCUAUUGCGGAAGGAUACCGUUUUGAAGAGAUUCUCACAUUUUGUUCAAGAUAUCUAGAAAACAUUGAGACUAGAUGGAAUCAACCUGGACGUGUAGAUGAUGAUCCUAUUGGUGAUAUCCAAACAGGUUCACGUGUAGCAGAAUUAUUUCCUAGAAUUGGAAAACCUGUGGGUGGAUCUUCAUAUUACACCCUAACACCAAUUGAGAAGUUGCAGUUUCGAAGUAUUACUCAGAACCAAAUGAGGCAUAGUCAAAGAAGUGCUACCGAGAUAGACAAGAAGGUUCAUAGAGAGUUUGCUCAUUGGUUCCGCAAUCGAAUUUGCAACAAUCUUGACAACAUUGAUGGAGUAGAUAAAGAUGUUCUCAUUAGCCUUGCUUAUGGCCCUUUUGAUAAAGUUAAAAGGUUUACCGCGUUCAAUGUCAAUGGAUUCAAGUUUCGAAUGUUGGAACGAGACAAUUCUUUAAAAACUCAAAAUAGUGGAGUUUUUGGCAUGUUUGGGACACGGAGUUAUUCAAGCAAUAGUGAUACCCAAAUGAGAUUUGGAGGGGUCCCUUACUAUGGAAGAUCGAUAGACUUUAUUGUGCUUUCUUAUGAUGGCUUCACAGUGCCCAUGUUUAAAUGUGAAUGGGCUAAUACAACAAACCCAAGAGGCAUUAAGAUAGAUAAGUUGGGUUUUACCUCUAUAAACUUUGCAAGACUACUACAUACUGGGGAACAUGAAGAUAAUGAGCCAUACAUUCAAGCGUCCGAAGCUCAGAUGGUUUUUUAUGUGGAUGAUGAGAGUGAGCAAGGAUGGAGCAUACCUGUUCAUUUGAAGCUAAGAGACUUGUAUGACAUGGGUGGAAAUGAUGAAAUUAUGACACCCAUUGAGCCAUAUCCAUCACAAAAUUUGGAACAAGUUUUUUCUAAUGAUGAUCUUGGAACUUCAGCAGAAAAUGAUGACAAUAAUUAA